This is a messenger RNA of Ogataea polymorpha, 1796 nucleotides long. RefSeq lists its product as uncharacterized. Gene Ontology annotation, molecular function: sequence-specific DNA binding; DNA-binding transcription factor activity, RNA polymerase II-specific; zinc ion binding. The coding region runs from base 1 to 1719 and encodes 572 amino acids. Lineage: Eukaryota; Fungi; Ascomycota; Pichiomycetes; Pichiales; Pichiaceae. Gene Ontology annotation, biological process: DNA-templated transcription; positive regulation of transcription by RNA polymerase II. The record is from RefSeq and is a predicted model, not a curated record. The transcript is spliced from 3 exons.
AUGGAUGAAAUUGCAAACCCAUUAGAACUACGCAAGGUUUUCAACGACGGUCACGCAAGAAGCUCGACCAGAUGCUUUAGGUGUAAGAACAAGAGAUUAAAGUGCCGAUAUGAGUUUCCAGCUUGCAACAACUGCGAAAAAGAGGGUCACGAGUGUUUUGCCUGGAUUAAAGGACUGUCCAAACCGGUUCCACGAAGUUUGGCCCUGUAUCUUGAAAAUAGGGUUGCCGAGCUGGAAAUCAAACUUGCCGAGUUAUCUGUGAAUCCAAUUCUGGACAAGUCCGAAGAACAGGCUUUGACAUUUGCCAGUUUACCUGCACCCUUCGAUUCGAUGUUGGAUAACUCGGAGAGGGGGAACAUGAAACGAUUUGUUGAGGAGCAUCCACCGGUUGAUCUUUACAGUAUUCCCAGGGAUGUUGUACAAAUAUUGAUGCAGAAUUAUACCAGUUAUCAUCAGCCUCAGUACCCCAUUUUAUCAAGAUUGGAACUCAAACAAAUACAGUUCAAGGUUUUUGAAUCCCGAGUUACGGCCAGUUCGUAUGAUUAUGCAGCUAUUUCAAUUGCUCUAGCAAUCUCAGCAGCUACUUUGACGCACAAAGGGGAAAGAAAAAGCUUAUCGUCUUCUAGCGUUCUCUUUUCCCAAGCCAUCGUGCAACUCGCCCACACAAAUUGGGAAAGCAAACUGAAAAAGCUUCAAAUAACCCUAUUGAUCGCCCAUUAUGCUUUUGCAAACCCAUAUGCAGCUGACAUUUGGUACACCAUUCGAGAAUGCCUCAGACUCUGUCUUGAUCUUGGACUGCACAAGGAUGUGCAAAUAGAAACAAGUACUAUGAUAGACAUAGAUCUCCGACGCAGGCUUUUUCUGGUCACCACCUCCAUGUCUCGACAUUUGAGCUCAGUUCUGCGUAUUGCAUUUCCAAUACCUGACAAUCUUAUCUCAGUAGAGAAACCAGCUACAGUGGAUGAUUCUUUCAUCACAGAAAAGGAAAUCGAUCUCUCUGGUCCGCAAACAAAAGCUGCCGCUCUUCAUUUUUACCAGUUCAGACUUUACGAGACAGAAGUGCACGAGGUACUUUGGCUCAAUAAGGAACUAAAUAUUGAUGCGGAAGAGUGGCUGGACGAUAUGGACAGCAAAGUCGAAAAAUGGUACUUGAAAGCAGAAGAAUUUGCCAAACUCAAUCAGCUAAGGUUCAGACUUAUUUGCAAGGCAUCCCUUCAAACUCGUCUACGCCGACGCACUCCUAGAAUCACAAACCCACCUCGUCCGUCAUAUGUGAAACUAGUCAACUCGCUAGCUCUGUUGAUUGACGAAUACCUGAGAGACUCCAGGAGCGGCCAGGUUUUCUAUCUUUUAAUGGGAGUCUACUAUAUUGAGGAAGCAGCUGUGAAUCUAGCAGAUGUUAUAUGGACGCAAAGUGACUGGAUACUUGAUUUUUUUACGUUUGAAUUUCUAGAUUCCAAGUUCAAAGGAUGCAUUGAUUUGCUUCUUCGAUUCAGUGAGCGCUGGCCCGAUAUAACUCGUGGAAAGAUGAUUCAGACAUUAAAAGACAUAUAUUUCAAGGCUUCAAAGCGAUUAUUUGCAAUUGCAAAAAAUAGGUCAAGUUAUGAAACUUUUGAAGAGGACGAUCAAGUGUCAGCCCAAAUUGAGCAGCUACUGUUUCCCCAGAAUGAUGUCUAUGCCAGCUCUGCUCUCGAUCAACAACCAAUCAAGCUGGACUGACAGUUUCAAAGUUGAUGGCUUAUUAAACCUGGAGGAAUAUGUAGGCUUACAGGAUUGGGUAUAGUGGCUGUUGCAGC